Messenger RNA from Crotalus tigris (Tiger rattlesnake), 3517 nucleotides. It is a transcript of the gene SUSD4, whose product is annotated as sushi domain containing 4. The record is from RefSeq and is a predicted model, not a curated record. Gene Ontology annotation, biological process: negative regulation of complement activation, classical pathway; negative regulation of complement activation, alternative pathway. The coding region runs from base 850 to 1944 and encodes 364 amino acids. The transcript is spliced from 9 exons. Lineage: Eukaryota; Metazoa; Chordata; Lepidosauria; Squamata; Viperidae.
AUCCGUUCCUAGAGCAAUCGCUGCCGCCGCCUCCACCGCUGUUUCAGCGAUGCCAGUCUAAACUCUCCCUGGUGGUCUUGUGGCUCCAAUUGGCGCUGUGCUUUGGCCCUGCACAGAUCACAGGCGCCAAAAGAAACUGAGAGACAGGAACCAGACUGAAGAGAGUGAUACCACAGGAAACUAGCAGAACUACUUGGAGCCAAAAGAUUGCUGGCAUGGAAUGCAUCAUUUCCAGCUCUCUCCCUGGCGUGUAUCAUCCUAUGUUCUUUCACAUCCAUCCUGGAGCACCUUAAGCUAUUCUUGGGUUAUCUCAGCUUCAUAAAGAUAUUUUAACACAGGACUUCCAGAUGAAGAAAUUGUGGACUGAAGACAGCUCUGUGAAAAGAAUGAAGAAUGAAGAGCUGAACAUGCUUUCAAACUGAUAAGUGAAGAAGCUGAGGCGAGUGAUGGGAGCUCACCAUGCUACACAGUGCUAGGAUUUGAACCGCUGGAGCAGAGACCAUCUCCACCAUCAUUAAGCCACUGAACCACUAAGCCUCUUAAGAGGAUUGGAGAUCGCCCACAAGUGCUAUAGAUUGUUGCUACUCAUGAGAAGACCUCAAGACAGCAAUCUCCAGCCAGUUUUGAGGACCAGGAGUUGUAGGAAUAGCCAACUAACUAUUCAAACCACAGUUGGUGCCUUUAAAAGGAUACCACAUUUCUAUAUAUCCUUUUCUAAUCUCAUUUGGAAAUUUCUUACUAACUUCUUUUCAGCUAUUAGAAUUUUUUGGAUAGAUAAGUCUAAAAAUACGAGGUUUUGAUGAACUCCAUGCUUGUUCUGAUCCUGGAUUCCCUGAAUAUGGAUAUAAAAUGCCCAGCACAGGUGUUUUCUUUGAAAGUUCAGUUGUCCGGUUUCAUUGCCAAGAAGGAUACAGGCUUAAGGGUCCAUCCCAAAAGCUUUGUGAGAGACAUUUUAAUGGCUCCCUAAGCUGGAAACCAAGUGAUAAACCUGUGUGCCUACAAGAAGGUUGCCUGAGACCACUUCUGCUUCCUCAUAGUUUCACUAAUAUAUCUCAGUUCAAGUCUUCCUUCCCCGUAGGAUCAAUGAUAUAUUUUCAGUGUUUUCCUGGAUAUAAACUAGAAGGUGCAGAGUUCCUUGAGUGCAUGUAUAAUCUUAUCUGGUCAGAUAGUCCACCUAGGUGCCUUGAUGUGGAAGUUUGUCCGCUACCUCCUAUGGUGACUCAUGGAGAUUAUAUCUGCCAUCCGCGGCCUUGUGAACAUUACAACCAUGGAACUGUAGUUGAGUUCUAUUGUGAUCCUGGCUACACUCUCAGUAAUGAUUACAAAUAUAUCACCUGCCAGUAUGGAAAAUGGUUUCCAUCAUAUCAAGUAUACUGUGUCAAAACAGAACAAGCCUGGCCAAAUAACCAGGAAACUCUUUUGCGAACAUGGAAGAUUGUGGCAUUCACUGCUACUAGUGUUCUUCUAAUGCUUCUGUUAGUUAUUCUUGCCAGAAUGUUCCAAACCAAAUUUAAGGCACAUUUCCUUCCAAGAGAUACUCAAGAGAAUUGCAGCAAUGGCCCAGACUUUGUGGUGGUAGAUGGUGUUCCUGUCAUGCUUCCUUCUUAUGAUGAAGCUGUGAGUAGUGGCAUGAAUGAAUUGGCACCAGGAUGUCCGCCUUCUGCAGGCCAGGGAUAUAUUUUUCAAGCAGAUGGUCAGAAUCCUCCAGCUUAUCCUGGACCAGAUGAUUUGAACAGGUUGCCAGCUGAAUUUGACACCUGUGAUAGCAUUUCAGGCUCUUCAGAACUUCUCCAGAGUUUAUACACAUCUUCUGCAUGUCAGAUGGGAGCUCAUCCUGUCUCAGACAGAACUGAUGUUAUCAACAGCACCACUGAAGAAGUAGCAUCAACCAGUCCAAGCAUUGAUAUUGCUGAUGAAAUUCCAUUGAUGGAUGAAGACCCUUAAUCUGCACAAAUAUUUCUCAUAUCUUGUUGGGGCAGGGGAAUAAAUCAUUUACAUAUGUAUACAUACAUAUCUAUAUAUCUAUAUGAAUACAUAAAGACUGAUUACAGAUGGAGGCAAGGAUAUUUUCUGUUUUUAUAAAUCUUCCUCAUUAUAAUGUCAUCAGAUUUUGUGUGCAUAUCUUAAAUGAACUUUGGGGUUGAAAGCAUCAGCUAUUCAACAGCAGCUUUACAAAAUGAAUCCUGAGGAUUUGAUGAGACUAAACAUUACAGGAGAAUUACACGUUCGUGGAAUAGUGACAAAUGUAUCUGCAUCGCAGGAAGCUUUAACAGAUGUUUAAAAACACCAAUGAACAGUAGACAAAAAGGUACAAGAGGUAUUUCAGAUAAUGUAAAUUCUGUUUUAUCAAAGCUGCUUCAUAUUUAUGAUGGACUAUAAUUUACAAAUUUAAUUUAUUGAGGGGAAAAUAAAUGAUUGAAAUUAAAAUCAAAGGGUCACUUCUAAAUUUCUUCACAAAAUUCAAGGUGGAAACCUUUACUGCAAGCAAAUAAAACACUUGGGCUCAAGGAAAAGCUUAGUUAUCGAGGGUAAUAACUCAUUGAAAGGAAGAUUAUAAUGAAAUUAAGUACUUUACAUGAUACUGUAAAGUAGGGGUCCCCAACCCCCGAUCCGUGGACCGGUACCGGGCUACAGCAUGCCAGCAACCAGUCCACACAAACAAGCAAAGCCCCAUCCGUGGGAUGCAGGCAGCACUCACACAAAACCACGCCCCCUCUUGUCUGCAGAAAAACCGGAACCGGUUCCUGGUGCCCAAAAGGUUGGGGACCUCUGCUGUGAAGAACACAAUAUGUCACAGGCAAAUGAUAAGAUACUAUUACUUCCUAAUUAUUGCAUUAGGGGACAUGGGGAUAGGAGGCAUUAAAUACUUCAUUGAACAUGAGAACAUAUAAAAAUACAAAAUAUUUUUAUUCAAAAAAACAAAGGGGAAUCUUUAUCCUCAGAUAUGUAGUAAGAGACCUGGAUUCAGUAGCAUCUAAGAGUCAUAGAAUGGUUAUUCUCAUGAAACAAAGGGAAAACUAAGUUGAGUAUGGACUGUUUUAGUGCUUUAUGACUGAAUAUCAUAGAAGAAAAUGCUAUUAGUUGGGUGACACUAAUCAGGUAGUGAUUGCAUAUACAGGUAACUUUGUAUAUAGAAAUUUUCAUUAUAUAUUUUUCUACUGUAUAGUCAUUUGGAUUGUGUAAAGACCAUUACUAUGGGAUAAAGAUACGACUAAAUUUUUAAAAGAGUGAGUUAUCAAUACAGUAAUUAUAUCUGAAAGUAACUUCAUUUCAUUUCAUUUAAAAAUGUGGUUAAAAUAAAUAAAAUGCUUAAGAAGAAUACAGACUUGAAAAGAUUGCUAUUUUUUAUAAGGUUGCCUGUAGACAUUAUAUCUUUCAGCCUUACAGUACUGCUGAACAGAGAAUCAGAACAAAGAGAAGCUUCUAUUGUGUGAAAGCAGCUAAAGUAUUCCUUUAUGAUGGACUAUAAUUUACAAAUUUAAUUUAUUGAGGGGAAAAUAAAUGAUUGAAAUUAAAA